AUGGCGCAAACAGUGCCAACCAUUACUCUUACCCCAUCACCCCCGCUUUCUACUGGCGCCACUAUCGGAACAGGCGUUGCGCUACCGAUAAUUCAAAAGAAUCAAAGUCUAUGGGACAACGCAGUACAGACAGUUCCCGAGGCUGAACUCUCUUUGAUCGACUUCAAGAAUCCGGAGAAACGAGGCAUUCUUGAGGAUGUUCUCGCCCUGGCGCAGCAGCGAAGGGAAGAAUGCUUGCGCAAAAGAUGGCGCAUCAGGCGCAAGAACGGUUCUAUUAUCAUCCUCCGAGACGUCUUUGAGAAAGUGAUUGUCUGGGUCAAUAAAUUCAAGGAAGUCGGGGAUAUUGCAGUGCAAUACGACCCGACUCAUGCAUCGCUGCCCUGGGCUGGUAUCCGGAUGAUCCUCCAACUGACAAUAAACGACUCUAGUAUUUUCGGUGCUAUGCUGCAGGGUGUUGAUGCCAUCGCGAAGAUGAUAACCCGAUACGCCAUUUUUGAGGGUAUCUACCUUGCAUCGCAUGUACUCACUCCAGCCGAGACACAGCUGGCACAAUCGCUUACCAAGUUGUAUACUUCAAUCUUGGUCUUUCUUGGGAAAGCACUCCACUAUUAUUCCAAGAAUACUGCGAUGCGCUUAGCUAAGAGCGCGGUCUCGUUUUCAGAUAACAAUAUCGACGAUCUUUUGAGUGAGGUCUAUACAGCAGAGAAGUUUGUCAGUCAAGAUGCACACCUAGUCGACGCUGAUCGACACCAGGCUAUGGCUAGUAUCAUAAAACACACGGAGGCGAUGGCAAUCGACAUGAGACAAACUGCGCAAUUCAUGUCAGGGGUGCAUCCAAUGCUAGAUCGUACAUCUCAGACGCAGAUGCAAAAUUUGACGUCAGCGCUUCAGGGUCUGGAGCAACCCAUUAUCCGAAUGUCCGGGCUGUUGGUCGACUGGCAAGACAAACUUAAUGCUACCAACCGAUCAGAUGUUCUGAAUUGGAUAUCAAAUGUUCCUUAUAAGCACCAUCAUCGAGCGGUUCGAAAAGGCCGUCUUGAAGACACUUGUCUAUGGCUGUUGGAGAAACCAGUGUUCUCCGCCUGGCAGACAACGAGCUACUCCUCUAUUCUCUGGCUACAUGGUAUUCCAGGCUCGGGAAAGACAAAGCUGAUAUCUUUGGUGGUGGACGACCUCAUUGCUCAAGGAGAAAAAGAUUCAUCAUCGGCCCCGAUCGCAUAUUUCUACUGCGCCAGAAACCAAAUGGAGCCUGAACGUUCGGAUCCAGAGCAUAUUCUUUGCAGUAUUGCACGGCAACUUGUCUGCAAAUCAGUGGAGCAGCCGAUACACCAGGCUGCAUUGAAGAAGCACAAGGAAUUUGUCAAGGACAGCCCACAGCCAAUGAAGCUGUCGACCGAGGAUGCGAUUGAAAUGAUCUUGGGCGUGUUGGACGAGGUCCCGGCUACUAUCGUCAUCGACGCUAUGGAUGAAGCGGAUGCCACAAGACGGCACGAGCUCCUAGAUGGCCUUGAAACUAUCAUUCAGCAGUCUUCGAAUGUGGUGAAGAUAUUCGUCUCCAGCCGCGAUGAAAUAGAUAUUGUCUGGAGACUUGAGCAAUCUCCGAAUCUAUAUGUGCAUGCAGCCGAUAAUUCGGAUGACAUCGAAAGGUUUGUGAUAACCGAGGUUGACGUGGCUAUGCGCUCUCGUCGGCUGCUAGGAGGUGUGGUAUCUGAUAACUUGCGAGAGCUGAUCAUCACUCGUCUGACCUACGAAGCUCAUGGAAUGUUUCGAUGGGUGACCCUGCAGCUGCAGAAUCUUUGCGACUCACGUCGAAUCAAAUGCGAAGAGGACGUACUUCAAGAGCUGGGGAGACUACCAGCAUCUCUUGCCGAGACAUACGAUAUGAUUUACAACCAGAUCACACAAUCAGGAGCGCGUAGCAAGGCCGUUGGUGAGCGGGUUCUCAAAUGGUUGAUGGCCACGCAACGACCCCUAAAGAUUCAGGAAUUGCGAGCAGCAGUCUCGGUCGAGGAUGACGGACAUUACAGCCCGCUCACUACUCGCGAUAUACUCGCAAUGACUUGCAACUUGGUUGUCGAAGAUACUGAAUUGGGAAUAUUCCGUUACGCACAUACCUCUGUGCUCGAAUACCUGGAAAAACGGCCUGAGUUUGACACAUCGCAGGUGAAUGUGCUUCUGCUAGCGCGGUGCAUGGAUGUGCUCUUACAUUCCCCCAUUUCCGAACACUCACAGUGUCUAGGGGAUUCUGAGGUUUGUAUGGAAAGCUUAUUUGAAGACUAUGCUUCUGAGUUCUGGUUACAGCACUGUGUCAGCUGCAGUGAUCAGGACCGACAACGAGGGGCUUCGUCCAAGAUCAAAGCCUUUCUUUACAACGGUCUUCAAAAAUCGGAAGCUCUCUACAAUUGGGAGAAACGAAUCCGAUACUGGCGUUUAUGCGACCAGAGAGGUAGUGUUGAAUGGAUCGUUAGUCUACUCUAUCGUGAGAGUAGGCGAGGUCUGAAAAAAUCCCACGCAUUGGUAUCUCACCUGUACCAUUGGCUUAACUGA
Penicillium subrubescens is the source of this 2547-nucleotide messenger RNA. RefSeq lists its product as uncharacterized. The record is from RefSeq and is a predicted model, not a curated record. The transcript is spliced from 3 exons. The coding region runs from base 1 to 2547 and encodes 848 amino acids. Lineage: Eukaryota; Fungi; Ascomycota; Eurotiomycetes; Eurotiales; Aspergillaceae.